UGAAGUAAACACUUGCUGGGUUGUUUUUGAGUCGAUUUCCUGAUAUCUGUUGAAAAGAUUCGCGAUCGGAAGAUCUAUUCACUGCAAUGGAUAACGUGUUAUGUGACGGUCAUGGAAAGCCAUGUUUCCUGAAGACUGGCACGAAGGAAGGACCAAACAAAGGCAAGAGUUAUUACAUCUGCAGCAUCGGAUUGGGGAAACAGUGUGAAUACAUUUCCCCAGCAAGGUUACCAGUUUCUUCUUGCCUGGUACAUGAUGAUAAUGUUGUGGAGCUACAGGCACUUGGGACCAGCUCUUCAACUGGUGAAGAGAAACGUUAUUUUCGGUGCAGUAAGUUCAGGGAGAUCGGUAAGGGUUGGUGUGGCUCAGUCGUCAUCAACAAAUCUAACCCAAAGAUGGAUACCUCAGGACGCCAGCCAUUAAAAGAUCGGAACGGAUUGCAUGAUAAGGGUAAAUCUGAUAAGCCGAUCCAACACAAACCCCAUCAAGAUAACACCACUACAUCAAACCACUUCAAGCUUCCUCGAAGCAAUCCCACUUUUGACACUACUUCACAAGUUGUCGGGAGGCAAGAAAGACAUGGCUCGUCAACAGUGUAUGUGGAUCCAACCCCUAGUCGUUCAGACCUACCAAAGAAGACCGGGACGACAGAGGAAAGGAGAGUGUCUCAUCAUGUGUCACAAAAAGCGACAAUCGAUGAGUUGUCUGAGAGCUUCAGCUCUCAAAUGGCAAUUUCUGAGGCUGAUGAUGUCUUUGAAGAGCCUGCCGUGGGCCCUAAGGAGUCAUCACAAGGUCUGGAACCAAAGAGUAAAGGAGCUGUAGGACAUCAUGUAGAGAUGGGAGAAGCUGGAAUGGUAGGGAUAAGAGAGGGGCAACACCAACGGGCGAAGGCAGUCAGUCGAUCAGCUUCCAGUUCUGUCUCAUCAAGCAGCUCAAGAUCAUCCAGUACAGGAAGCUCUGUGUCUUCCACACUGGGGAGCAGCCGUCCAUCAACCGUCCCACCCCAUCAAGAGCAACCAGUUGUGCCAAAGCAAUCCACCACAUCAUCCAUUCAGAGCAGACAAGCCCAAUCCAGCGAAGUUAUCGAUCUAACAUCAGCCGAGCAAGCCCCUUCAUCAGUGGCCACCAAGCCCCAAAGCAAUGGAGCAAGGGCGAUUACCUCUACCAUCCGCUCCAUCGCCCCUGCUCCGAGCGUUACCACCGGGCCGGUGAAUCUCUUUCAGGCCUAUGGGAAGACAACCCAACAGGGAUUAGUAGCUUUAGAAGUACAGCAAGAUCUGCAGCUAAAACAUCGACUACUUAGAGAUCUUGACAAACAAAGGGAUGUAGUGAAAUCUGUUCCAUUGUCGAUGCUACCAGACAAGGGUGCUAAGCUUAUUCAGAGAGUAUUGACUACAGAAGCAGAGAUCAAAGCUGUUGAUGCAAGACUAAAGAAAGCCCAGACCAAUGGAAUGUUUCCACAGCAACUAUUGAACGGCAAACCUCUGGCCAUGACCUCAGCCUCGGGGGCCUCAAUUCAGCAGCAACAGUUUAUGGCAUACCAAUUUGCAGCCCAGCCACAGAUCCAGACUCUGUACGGAGGACGUAUGACCAGCACCAGACAAAAAGAAGUAGGAGCUAUCACUAACUACGCAAUCGAAAAACUACACACAUCUCUACAGACAUGCCCUUCUGCUGACACAGAGACUGAUGACCCCAAAGGGUUAAAGGUCACACUCAUGACCCAUCAACGACAAGCUUUGACCUGGCUCAUCUGGAGAGAAAAGCAACAUCCUUGUGGAGGAAUUCUGGCUGAUGAUAUGGGGCUCGGCAAGACCCUAACAAUGAUCUCACUGACUCUAAGGCAGAAGCAGCAGGCUGCUCUACAGGACAAACCAGAAACGGAUUCUAAACCAAAAGACCAGCAAGGCUUUAUUACCUCCCAGGGGACCCUGGUUGUGUGCCCCGCCUCUCUAAUGCUACAGUGGAACAACGAGGUGGAUAGACGCUGUGCACCAGGCUCUCUAAAGCUGUGUCUUUACCACGGAGCCAACCGCGAGAGAAACCCCAAGAAGUUAGCCAAGUAUGACAUGGUGUUCACUACUUAUAAUAUCGUCAGUAAAGAGCUGUCGUUCCUCUCGGCUAAGGAUAAGGGUGAACACCCAGUAGAGGACUUGCCGUCUGGCGGAGAUCAGCCCAUGCUCCUAAAGAUCUGCUGGGAGCGUAUCAUCCUAGAUGAAGCACACAGCAUCAAGAAUCAUAAGAGUCAGACAGCCAUGGCGAUAUGCCGUCUACGCGCCAGAGCCCGCUGGGCGGUGACGGGCACACCCAUACAGAACAACCUACAAGACAUGUUUUCCCUGCUGAGAUUCCUGCGAUGUUCUCCAUUUGACGAGUAUCAAGUAUGGAAGAGACAGGUGGACAACAACUCAAAAUCUGGCAGCAAUCGGCUGAAUAUUCUGGUGAAGAACCUACUACUGAGACGAACUAAAGACCAGAAGAAUGCCGCCACCGGCAAACCACUGGUGGCGCUACCUGAUAAGCAAAGCCAUGUUCAUGAGAUUGAGCUGUCCCCAAAUGAGAGACGAGUCUAUGAUAAAGUCUUUGGUGAUUCAAAAUCUAAGGUGCAAGAUUACAUUCGCUUCCACGAGGAUAAGGAAAAGGGUCAAGGUUCACACGCUCCAAGCAGAGCACCCUCUUUAUUCACCAGCGCAGGUGGGGCCUCUACGGGCGGGGCCGCUGGUGGUAGCGGAACCAUGCGAAUGGGCGGAGCUGCAGGCGGAGUCAUGAGUGGUAGUCAUAUACUUGUGUCGCUGCUCCGACUGAGACAGUGCUGUGGUCACCUUAGUCUUCUUAAAGAGGCAGUAGACACAGAUAGCUGUGAACCAGAAGGUAUCGAUCUAGAUCUGGUUGGUCAGAUGAAGGAAAUGAACAUUGAGGAGGAAGAGGAGGCAGGGGAAGGUCCCAGUGGAGGAGGGGUUGAAUCGGCAACCAAGACGUCCAUCUUCGACAAGAAAGUGGCAAGCACAAAGAUACAAACUGUCCUGUCAGCUCUUAAGGAAAUCCGUCGUGACAGCCCGCCUGGUCGUCCCAUGAAGAGCGUGGUCAUCUCUCAGUGGACUAAGAUGCUAGACAUCAUGGCUGAUCAUCUGACUAGGGCCGGCUAUCGGUUCUGGAGCAUUCGUGGCGAUAUCCCGCCGAAGAAACGGGGAGAGGCCCUGGAGGAUUUCAACAGCAACCCGCGGGGGCCAGAGAUCAUGCUGGUAUCACUGAGGGCCGGUGGGGUCGGUUUGAAUCUCAUCGGGGGAAACCACUUGUUUCUUUUGGACAUGCAUUGGAACCCUGCAUUAGAGGACCAGGCCUGCGACCGUGUCUACCGCGUUGGCCAGAAGAACAAUGUCUCCAUCCAUAAGUUUGUCUGCAUAGACACCAUCGAGAUGAGGAUACGAGAAUUGCAGAAGGCCAAGUCCAAGCUGGCCACGGAUGUGCUCUCAGGAGCUCGAUCCCAGAGUAAGAAGCUCACCCUAGCCGAUCUACGAUAUCUCUUUGGCGUCAACUAAAUUCUAAAAGUAAAUAAAAAAACGCAACAAGCAUCGACACGCUCGACGAAGACAAGACACCAUUUGGGACAAUCAAAGAAGUAACUUCAUUUAUAACAACAUUUUACUUUCGUUUUGUCAGCAUUUAUUUUUGUAUGGUACAAUUUAUAUUAUAAGUGGAUCAUCGGUAUUGGAGCAAUUUUUACAGCCGUAAUAAUGUAGGCUUUGCAGUCAUUUAUUUUGGAUUAAUAAUUUGCUUCUUUUUGUUAUACCACAUCGAUUUAGUUUUAGUGGAAGUCUGAAUAUUAUUAUCAAUAAUAUUUACAACAAAUUGUAAACUUUUUUCAAAGAAAAUAAAUCGACCGAAUGGACAAGAAAAAUAAAAUAAAGUAUUUGUUCUAAAUGUAUUCUAAACAUUUACUGACCACCAACAAUUUUUCAAAAUAUAAAAAUAAAAUGUAGGUCUCAAAUACAAGAAAAUCAAAUACUACAAAUACUACGAGAAAUAAAACUAACUUGAAAGGAGUCAAUAGGCAUUAUGGUUGAUUUAAAAUGAUUGGUUUCUUUUUCUGGGAACUUUCUGUGGAAGCAGAGGAUUGACGGCUCUGUAAUUAUUUAUUAGAUUUAACUAUUUGAAGACACUGGACACUAUUGG
Messenger RNA from Asterias rubens (European starfish), 4173 nucleotides. Its product is annotated as transcription termination factor 2-like. Gene Ontology annotation, molecular function: zinc ion binding; ATP-dependent chromatin remodeler activity; ATP binding. Lineage: Eukaryota; Metazoa; Echinodermata; Asteroidea; Forcipulatida; Asteriidae. The transcript has 20 exons. The coding region runs from base 87 to 3539 and encodes 1150 amino acids. The record is from RefSeq and is a predicted model, not a curated record.